Molecule: messenger RNA, 861 nt
Organism: Aspergillus puulaauensis
Lineage: Eukaryota; Fungi; Ascomycota; Eurotiomycetes; Eurotiales; Aspergillaceae
Product: copper acquisition factor BIM1-like domain-containing protein
Exons: 3
Coding region: 1-861 (286 amino acids)
Source: RefSeq, a predicted model, not a curated record
AUGAAAGGUUAUCUUGUGCUGUUGACGGCGUUGUCUGCUUUCGUGCAGGCAGAUCCCCAUGGCGAGGAAGCCGCCACAGAGAUGGGCCCUGUGGCGUUCAUGUGGCCGUCAGACCGCACCUGGGGCGCAGCAUACGAUAAUAACGCACCCUGCGGCUCGAAGGAAGGUGUUGAAAAUAGAACUGAAUUUCCUCUAGUCAACGGCCAACUAGCCCUCGUGGUCCAGGAUGAGUCUUGGAAUGUGCAAAUCGCCGUUUCUCACAGGAACAACCCAACAAGCAACAAUGACUUCGAGACCCUCGUCUCAGAGAGGCGCAUCAGCGACAUCGACCCAGGCCACAUGUGCUACCCGGUGUCAAACCCCGGAGUUGACACUGAAGCAGGGAUGAACGCUACCUUCCAGAUCAGGUAUACCUCAGAUAUGGAAGAUCAUAAGAACGAAACGUACUAUGCCUGCGCGGACGUCACAUACGUUGCCGCCAGCAAGUUCACGUAUCAGGUACCCUGCUUCAAUGUCACAGCGGAUGAGUUCACCGCGACAGAUGAGGACGAUAACGAUGCAACGUCGGGCAAUGGCUCGGACGCUGCCUCGUCGGACUCGAGCGGCGAUAGUACUAGCAGUGGCGGUUCCGGCGGGUCGAAGCUCUCCGGGGGUGCUAUUGCUGGUAUUGUCGUUGGGUGUGUUGCGGCCGCGGUUAUUGCUGCUGGUCUUCUGUUUGGGUAUAGGCGACUCCUACAGAAGUAUCGAUCGAUGCGUCAGAAGGCGUCUGUUCGCAAUGUGGACUGGCCUGCUGAGGAGGGUGGGAAGCCUGUGGCGGAUAAUUCGUCUGGGUCUUCUUAUGGUUUGAGGAAGCUUAAGUAG